AUGAAGGAGCUGACGAGAGACUGGCGCACCACCCUGGCCGCAGCGCUGUGCUCUGAUUCGCUGGAGGUCAACAGGGAAGGGACCAAAGUGAGGCGCAGAGAGCCUCUGCCUGAUUGGCUGUUGAGUGCCCCUAACAGCAAGCUGCUACUAGCCUGGAACCUGUUUGGGGAAAACACAAGAAGUGACAUCUCUACCCUCAGCAGCUUGGACCAACAGGUUGUCCUAGAGAAAGCUCUGAAGCUGUUCAGUGCCCAUGCUGCCGUGGCCUCGCUGCGUAUCCUCCGUCCUGGGAAAGAGCUUCCUGUGGAGCUGAGACGCCAUGCCAGGAGGCAUGCCGAGCUGGGCCGCAGGACGUGUGCUGUGGUGGAGUUUGAGACCCUGGAGGGGGCCAGGUUGGCCUACCGAGCCUUGCAGAGAGGAGGAGCAGAGGGGGCCGUGGUUUGUGUCGCCAGCCUGGGCAGCCCUGGCACGCGCUCACCCCCCUCCUCCUCGUCCCACCCCACCAACCGGCAGGUGGAGAAGGAGGGUGAAGAGGACCCCAAACCAGAUGGAGGCCCCGAGGUGACUAAGGUGUCCCAGAAAAAUCCCAAGGUGAAAUCGAGAUGUUUCACCAACAGCUCCCUGAAGGAUCCAGUCCCGUCUAGAUGUUUCAUAAACGACUCUAUGAAGGAUCCGGAACUACUGAAGAGCUUAGAGUCUGACCCUGCCCAGACCACAGUCCCAACCCUGGGUUCAGCCCCAGCCAGGUUUUCAUGCAGAAGGAUCCAGCGCCAUAAGUCCCUGGACAGCCCCCUGGGCCAGGAGGUUCAUUGCCAAACAUCACAAAGGGAUAGGCCCUCCUCCUCGGACAGCCAUGCGUCCCGCGUCCCCCUGGUCCUGUCUAAGCUCCGGGACUCUAGGUCUGGAGGUGUGGGAAGGAGCAGGUGCUCUGGGGACCAUGCACAGGAGAAGGUGGCCUGCCCCUGGGUGCAGCGCCAGAAGGUGGCUACUAGCGCGGCCCUACUCCACCCGGAAACCCCGGGCAAGCUGCGGAGACAGACUCUGCCCCUGAGGGUGGUGCGUCUGCCCCAAGGACCCUACGGGACCAAGGGCUUCUAUGGAGGCAGGGGAAGAGGGAAGCUAACUCAGCAGCAGUAA
This is a messenger RNA of Oncorhynchus kisutch (coho salmon), 1137 nucleotides long. Its product is annotated as la-related protein 6-like. Gene Ontology annotation, cellular component: nucleus. The record is from RefSeq and is a predicted model, not a curated record. Gene Ontology annotation, molecular function: mRNA binding. The transcript is spliced from 2 exons. Lineage: Eukaryota; Metazoa; Chordata; Actinopteri; Salmoniformes; Salmonidae. Bases 1 to 1137 code for a protein of 378 amino acids.